Molecule: messenger RNA, 1266 nt
Organism: Cladophialophora psammophila CBS 110553
Lineage: Eukaryota; Fungi; Ascomycota; Eurotiomycetes; Chaetothyriales; Herpotrichiellaceae
Product: acetyl-CoA acyltransferase
Exons: 3
Coding region: 1-1266 (421 amino acids)
Biological process (GO): fatty acid beta-oxidation; phenylacetate catabolic process
Cellular component (GO): peroxisome
Molecular function (GO): acetyl-CoA C-acyltransferase activity
Source: RefSeq, a predicted model, not a curated record
AUGAGCGCUCAAAGACGCCUCGACGCCAUCUCGGGCCAGCUCUCCUCCACAUCAACCACAACUCACUCUCCCGGCCUGCAGAAAAUCUUAGAAAAGAAUCCCGACGACAUUGUUAUCACAUGUGCCACGCGCACUCCGCUGACAAAGGCCAGAAAGGGUGGACUCAAGGACACCGCCACCGACGAGCUCCUGAUCCAUGUGCUGAAAGCCAUCAAGGACAAGUCCGGCAUCGAUCCUAACCUGGUCGAAGAUGUCUGUGUGGGCAAUGUCCUCCAACCCGCCCCAGGUUUCGUGGCCAGAAGUGCCGUUCUCGCCGCGGGAUUCCCCGUCACCACAGCCACGAGCAUCGCUUCGAGAUUCUGCUCGUCGGGCCUGUUGAGCAUCCAGACCCUUGCCAGUUCCAUUGCCAUCGACGCCAUUGACGUGGGCAUCGCCGUCGGCAUAGAGAGCAUGUCGUCCAACAGAGACGCCCCUCCGCCAAUGAGCGACACCGUCAUGUCCCACCCCAUCGCCAAAGACAAUGUCGAGCCCAUGGGCUGGACGUCGGAGAAUGUGGCCCGUGACUUCCACAUCACGAGGGAGAUGCAGGAUAAAUUUGCCGAGAUGUCGCACAACCGCGCCGAAAAGGCCCAGAAAGAAGGCUGGACCAAGGACGAGAUCUCCCCGGUCACGACCAAGUGGAUCGAUCCCAAGACCAAGGAGGCCAAGAGGGUCACGCUGGACAAGGAUGAUGGCAUCAGACCGGGCACCACCUAUGAGGGCUUGUCCAAGAUUCGAUCCGCCUUCCCGCAAUGGGGACCGACCACUACGGGAGGCAAUGCUUCCCAAGUCACCGACGGGGCAGCGGCCGUGCUGAUGAUGAAGCGGUCAACGGCCCAGAGACUGGGCCAGCCGAUCAUCGGCAAGUAUGUCAAGAGCACCGUCGUCGGGCUCGAGCCACGCAUUAUGGGCAUCGGCCCGAGUCUGGCGAUCCCCAAGAUCCUGCAGAAGACCGGCCUGAGCACAGAUGACGUGGAUCUUUUUGAGAUCAACGAAGCCUUUGCUUCUAUGUAUGUUUACUGCGUCAACAAACUCGGCUUGGAUAUCAACAAGGUCAACGUCCGAGGAGGUGCCAUUGCUAUCGGCCACCCCUUAGGCGCCACCGGUACACGGCAAGUGGUGACCCUGCUUUCAGAGCUGAAGCGGCGUAAGCAAAAGGUCGGUGUUACGAGUAUGUGCAUCGGCACGGGCAUGGGCAUGGCUGGUGUAUUUGUCUCAGAAGCAUAG